GGAGAAAUAGUGAGGGCUUUACCUAGACUAGGGGCGGCUACGGAUAAACAUACAAGCGAUAAAGUAAACUGAGACGCGAAGCCUACAGAAAAGCAGAUAAGAGAAAACAAAACAAAGUGCCAUGCCCCUCCCAUGUGGAAGAGAAUAGAAGGCGGGAAUAAAUAAAUAUCAAAAUAAUUUGUCGCCGUAGGUUCGAGAUAUUUUUGCGCGAACGGAAAUGAUUCAUUUCAAGUAUCGAUAGCCAUUAAUGCCACUAAAUGCGGUCCGACUGUUUGUCGCCGGAAAAGGUUGGUUGGACGUUGAGGGCUGUGCGUUUGUUAGAUGGAAAGUUCGAUCAUCACUCAAGUGCAGAGAGAGAAUUCUCGGUUGCCUUCGAAAACAGGUGAAGACCAGAUCUAAGACAUUUUUGGGUGGGAUAACAUUGCUGAUGUUCUCCCAGUGUUUUGGAUCUCUGCUCUUUAGAUACAUGUCAAAAAGGAAGAAUAAAACUUAUCUUAAAAAAAGUUCUGAACAGUACCGAAAGGUUCUGGGGGCAGAUCAGGUAAAUAAUAACUCGCCUCGGAAACCUGGAAGUCGGAACAUCUUCAAAAAGCUAAUCUGUUGCCUUCGACCUCAAGAUGCCCAGCUGCCAACAUCACCUACCCAUGAUGCCUUACUAUCACCUGAGGACAAUGGGAUCAUUGCUGAAAUUCCAGGGGAGUGUCUUCUGCCAGCAGUGACCUCUCAGGACCAGGGGAAGAUCUGUGUGGUUAUAGAUCUGGAUGAAACACUGGUGCAUAGCUCCUUUAAGCCAAUAAGCAAUGCAGAUUUCAUUGUGCCUGUGGAGAUUGAGGGGACAACACAUCAGGUGUACGUGUUAAAGAGGCCAUAUGUGGAUGAGUUUCUCCGGAGGAUGGGAGAACUGUUUGAAUGUGUUUUGUUCACUGCAAGCCUUGCUAAGUAUGCAGACCCAGUGACUGACCUGCUUGAUAAGUGUGGUGUAUUCCGGGCACGGCUGUUCCGGGAAUCUUGUGUGUUCUAUCAAGGCUGCUAUGUUAAAGACCUGAGUCGUCUCGGCCGUGAGCUCCACAAAACCCUGAUCCUGGACAACUCCCCUGCCUCCUACAUCUUCCACCCUGAGAAUGCUGUUCCUGUAAUGUCCUGGUUUGAUGAUUCAGAGGACACUGAGCUGCUGCACCUCAUCCCAGUAUUUGAAGAGUUAAGUCAGGCUGAAGAUGUCUAUAGCAGACUAGAACAACUCAGGGUUCCAUAAUCCCUACAACUGCCAGACCACAGCAAACCUAGAUCUUGCAAUGCACUGACUGCCAAUCACAUGCAAGCGGCUCAUAUGACAGAAGGCUCCGCCCUCUGACCUAAAAACAUAAACAAGUAUUCUACUGAACAGAGAGAAAUGUGUGUUCUACUAUGGAUUACACUUACUUGGAUGAUAUUCUGGUCAGAGACCAACUGUCUCAGUCAUAGAGCUUGCUUUUUGCAAUAACAAUUUACAAAUUUUGUAUUAUCAUCAUUAUUAUUAUUAUUAUUUACUAUUUUAUGAGUAUUUUUUUACAUUUAUAAUGCCAUCUUUUGGGAGAUUUAAACAGAUGCUGUUAAACAGGACAAUACACAGGGUCUAAUCAAGUCAUUAACAAACAGUGCAGCUGAAGUCAAUGCAUUAUGGCAUACAGCUGUAAUGUAAGCACAAUAUACCUUCAGGCCAGUGUCUCUAUGCAAGCUCUACCUGAACACACUCUCACAUCACAUGUUAAUUUACAUCAUGAAUUCAUAACUAUACUUACAAUAUUUAAAGGAAAACUGGUGUUUCUAAUGUAUUCCAGACAUAAGCAAAAUGCCACAAAAAUUGUGAAAUGGCAUAAAUGGAAUACAUCUUAUAUUUGUCCAACAUGCUAUGCAUUCUUUUUUAUAAAUGCUAAUGUGACACCAAGGACCAAUACAACCUUGUUUUUGGUAACAGUUCUAUUACUUUACAAAAGCCUUGUUUAAGCGUAAGUCAGUUGAGUAAAUAGCUGAGGUGUAUGAACAUGUUUUAAUUAUUUUAUGAAAUUCCUGUUUUCAACACUGUUUCAUGUGAAUUACAACCACAUACUGUUAAUUUAAUUUGACACUUCCUGUAUUCAUCUUUAAGUGGCCUUAUAUCUGCUUCAGGUGUACAUAAUGAAAGAAGUUGUUUUGAUACUUGCGGGGCAGAAUUAACCACAUAGAAUGAACCAAAGAUAUUUAUUUUGUUCAGUUCACUUCUAACUCUCUGAGGGUUUACACCAUGCUGUAUUUAUGCAGACAACUACUUGCUGUCCACCAUAUAUGUGUAUAUUUGGUUUAACUUGAAUUUAAAAUCUUUAUAUGAUACUGUUAUCAUAUCUGGCAUAGACCAGACAUUCCAGCUCUUUAUUUCAAUCUUGUAAUAUUAUUUAAACAUGAUCAUUUCUAUAAGUUGUUUUCAUUGUAGCAAAAGCAUCCAAAAUGGCCAUGUUUUUUUUUUAUUUUUUUUUUAUAUAUAAACACAAAGGGUGGUAUUUUGCCUUUAUGAUAAAAAAUCAACAUGCCCUGAAUAAAGUUUGUGCUAUUUAAUAUUUUUGA
Messenger RNA from Myxocyprinus asiaticus (Chinese sucker), 2577 nucleotides. RefSeq names its product CTD (carboxy-terminal domain, RNA polymerase II, polypeptide A) small phosphatase 2 (gene ctdsp2). NCBI's taxonomy places the organism in Eukaryota, Metazoa, Chordata, Actinopteri, Cypriniformes, Catostomidae. Gene Ontology annotation, molecular function: RNA polymerase II CTD heptapeptide repeat phosphatase activity. The record is from RefSeq and is a predicted model, not a curated record. Bases 248 to 1252 code for a protein of 334 amino acids. The transcript has 8 exons.